This is a messenger RNA of Drosophila elegans, 1180 nucleotides long. RefSeq names its product beta-sarcoglycan (gene Scgbeta). The transcript has a single exon. The record is from RefSeq and is a predicted model, not a curated record. Lineage: Eukaryota; Metazoa; Arthropoda; Insecta; Diptera; Drosophilidae. The coding region runs from base 66 to 1130 and encodes 354 amino acids. Gene Ontology annotation, biological process: muscle organ development. Gene Ontology annotation, cellular component: sarcoglycan complex; sarcolemma.
CCUAUUUUUGUAUCACUGGAUACAGACAGGUUUUUUGAGAGGAACACUCAGAAUAUUGCGAUCCAAUGAUGCACACGUUUGAGAACACCUUCAUCCGAGGACCCUCGCCGUCCUAUUCCGACGAUGCCAACUCGGAGAACGCGCUGUCCGUGACGCUGCCCAUUGGAGGAGUGGUGUCGGAUUUGGACUUCUGUCGCGACGACUCAAAGACGGAUACGGCGGACUACUUCGACGAGAAGUACAACAGCGACAGCUGCUCCCGCCUGCAUCCCGGCCACCAAGGACGCAACACCUUCGCCUUCUGGACCAUUGUGAUGCUCCUUCUCGUCCUUACCGUUGGCAAUCUCGUCCUGACCCUCACCAUUGUGGGUGUGCUGCGCCUGGGCAAGGGUGUCCAGGGCAUGGAGGUGAUACCCGAGGAGGAUGUGGUCAAGUUCUACGGCUCCACGGACCUGGAGCGGGUGCAGACCAAUGCGAUUGGCCAGAUCCACGGCUUCUCCGAUGUCCCAGUGACCAUCAGCAGUGAUGCCGACAAUGGCGAUGGCCAGGCCGGCGUCCAUGUGCGGGUGUUCCGCAAUGCCAACGGGGCCAGCAGCGAGCGCGACAGGAUUGUCCUCAACAGCGAGGGCAUCCUCGUCCAGGCCACCAAUCUGUUCGAGGUCAAGGACCCGGUCGACAAGCAACCCGUCUUCACCACCCACCGUCCGCAGUACAACAUGCCCGGCGGCGUGGAUGCUUUGCUGGCCAAGGUCGUGGGUGCCAGCGGCAUCGCCAGCCCCAUCGACGAGUCCCUGCUGCUGGAGAGCGACGGACGCGCCGCCAUCCGGGGCUCCGAGGGCGUCUACUUCGACGGGGCCAGCGUAGAGAUGCAGGCCGAGCACCAUGUCGCCAUCAACUCGACGCAGGGCGCCACCAUCCUGGAGGCCGGCACGGGCAUCUUCCUGGACAUGGAUCGCAUCCCGAUUGUCAGCUCGGAGCUAGGCCUCCGCACCGGCAGUGUCCAGUACAAGAUCUGCGCCUGCAUGCCGCACGGCACUCUCUUCCGCAUCGCCAUUCCACGGGUGCACAACGGGCCGAAGAUCACGUGCGCCCACUUCAGCGGCAAGGACGAUCCCUGCGAGAUCAACUAAGUGCUGUCGGAAAUAAAGAAUCGUUACGAUUAUCGUAUCCCUAAAACAAA